GGUAGUGAGAAACAAGGACAGUGGCACCGCACUGGAUGGUGGUGAUGAGCUCACAUCUUGCUUUGUUCUUCCCUGGUCAAAGCUGUGCAGAUGGAUUUAUUCCAGUAACUUUCAGUCAUAUUGAGGUUUGGACAGACCUUUGGCAGGAUGUUGGGAUUUCUGAAGAACCCAGUUGUGGUUACUGUGGAGAUAAAUAUGAACCUCGUGGCGUUGACUGUGAUGGGAUUAAUAAGCCGUCUUUGGGGGCUUUCCUAUCCACGGGCUGUAGUUUUCGAUGAAGUUUAUUAUGGCCAAUUCGUUUCCCUCUACAUGAAGAGGAUCUUCUUCGUGGAUGACAGCGGCCCACCUUUUGGGCACAUGCUGCUAGCUUUGGGAGGUUACUUAGGAGGAUUUGAUGGAAACUUCUUAUGGAACAGGAUUGGAGCUGAAUAUAGCAUGAACGUUCCUGUGUGGUCCUUGCGACUCCUGCCAGCCCUGGCCGGUGCUCUCUGUGUGCCUUUAGCGUACCAGAUUCUGGUAGAACUGCAGUUCUCCCACUGUGCUGCACUUGGGGCUGCUCUUCUGAUUCUCUUAGAGAACUCAUUGAUCACUCAGUCAAGGUUCAUGCUUCUGGAAUCAAUAUUGAUUUUUUUUAUCCUACUUGCAGUUUUAUCCUACCUGAAGUUCUACAAUUCACAAAGGCACAGCUCUUUCUCUGGAAGCUGGUGGUUUUGGCUCCUCUUGACUGGAGUAGCUUGUUCUUGUGCAGUUGGAGUGAAAUAUAUGGGCUUGUUUACCUAUAUGCUGCUGUUGGCCAUCGCAGGACUCCACUUCUGGCACAUGAUAGGAGACCAGAACUUCUCAAACGUUUCCUUGGUGUGCCAUUUUCUAGCAAGGGGACUGGCCCUCGUCAUCAUCCCAAUGGCAGUGUACCUGUCCUUCUUCUAUGUUCACUUGACUUUGCUGUAUCGCUCCGGGCCCCAUGACCAGAUUAUGACAAGUGCUUUCCAAGCCAGCUUAGAGGGUGGACUGGCUCGAAUCACUCAGGGUCAGCCCUUAGAGGUGGCCUACGGCUCUCAGAUUACUCUGCGGAACGUGCUGGGCAAGCCCGUGCAGUGUUGGCUCCAUUCUCAUAUGAAUACUUAUCCUAUCAGGUAUGAGAAUGGCCGGGGUAGCUCCCAUCAACAGCAGGUGACCUGCUAUCCCUUCAAGGAUGUGAAUAACUGGUGGAUUGUCAAAGAUCCUGGAAUGCAGCAGCUGGUGGUGAGUAACCCACCACGUCCUGUCAAGCACGGACACAUCGUGCAGCUGGUCCAUGGCAUCACGACUCGGUACCUCAACACGCAUGAUGUUGCUGCCCCUCUUAGCCCCCAUUCCCAAGAAGUUUCCUGCUAUAUCGAUUAUAACAUUUCCAUGCCAGCACAGAACCUCUGGAGAGUGGAAAUUGUAAAUCGGCAGUCUGACACGGAUGUGUGGAAGACAAUUCUGUCAGAAGUGAGGUUUGUCCACGUGAACACCUCUGCAGUGCUAAAGCUCAGUGGAGCGUCUUUACCCGAGUGGGGAUACCGGCAGCUGGAGGUGGUUGGAGAGAAGCUGUCCAAAGGCUACCACCAGAGCACGGUGUGGAAUGUGGAAGAGCACAGAUACGGGAAAAGCCAAGAGCAAAAAGAGAGGGAGGUGGAACUCCACUCUCCCACGCAGAUGGACAUAAGUAAAAACCUCAGCUUCAUGGCAAAGUUCACAGAAUUGCAGUGGAAAAUACUCACCUUAAAAAAUGAAGACACAGAACAUAAGUACAGCUCCUCUGCUCUUGACUGGAUCACAAUGGACACAAAUAUUGCCUACUGGCUCCAUCCAACCUCUGGUGCCCAGAUCCACCUCCUUGGGAACGUUGUCACCUGGGGUUCAGCUAAUGUUGCUGCUCUGGUCUACACAUGUCUGUCCCUGUGGUACUUGAUACGCCGAAGAAGAAAAAUUUACGACAUUCCUGAAGAUGCAUGGCAGCUGUGGGUGUCAGCCGGGGGGAUCUGUGUUGGAGGCUGGGCUGUGAAUUACCUGCCCUUCUUCCUGAUGGAGAAAACGCUUUUCCUGUACCACUACCUGCCUGCCCUCACCUUCCAGAUUCUCCUGAUUCCCAUCGUAUUGCAGCAUCUUGGCAAUCACCUCUGCAGAUCUCUGCUUCUCAAGAGCAUGUUCAGUGCACUGAUCGUAGCCUGGUUCUCUUCGGUUUACCUUGUUUAUUGCACAUUCAGCCCUCUGACCUAUGGAGAGCCCUCACUGUCUGUUACUGAACUCAAGGACUUGCGCUGGAAGGACAGCUGGAACAUCCUUAUCCGCAAACAGUGAGUUACAGUCUCAUUACAGGCAAAAGGAAACGCCUUUUAUGCAAAGCCAAGAAUUUAUUGUUACUAUAAUUGACAUCUUAACAGUCUGAUCAAAUAAUUGAUAGCAGUCCAGAUCUAAUUGUUACAGAAAAAUAAAAAUAUUGUUACAAAAAAA
Molecule: messenger RNA, 2478 nt
Organism: Pterocles gutturalis (yellow-throated sandgrouse)
Lineage: Eukaryota; Metazoa; Chordata; Aves; Pterocliformes; Pteroclidae
Gene: POMT1
Product: protein-O-mannosyltransferase 1
Exons: 20
Coding region: 148-2325 (725 amino acids)
Biological process (GO): protein O-linked glycosylation via mannose
Cellular component (GO): endoplasmic reticulum; membrane
Molecular function (GO): dolichyl-phosphate-mannose-protein mannosyltransferase activity
Source: RefSeq, a predicted model, not a curated record